CUAGUGAGUCGCACUGCACAGGAAGUGUGUUGGCUGCAGUAGGGAGAGGAAGGCUCUUCCACAUCUCUGUUUGUUUAGUUUGUUUUGGAGUUUUUGUAUAUUUGUUAUUUGGACUUUUUUGUUAGUUUUUUGGUUUCUAAACCACCUAACAGCAGCUUAGUGCUGUCUGGAAGGUGGUUUUUUUUGUUUUUUCAGUGUUUAUUUUAUUUUAUUUUUGUAUAUUUUUAUUUUUUGGACGGACCCACGGUUAAAGACUUGGAAAUGGCAGGAGAAACAGGAAAGGAAAACAACAAUGGACUGGAUUACCGACAACGAGCUGGAAACAGAAAGGAUGGAGAAAUGAGGAAAAGUCUGGGGGAAAGGAAAUAUUUAAAAGAGGCAACUGUGAUUGUGGAAGUGGAUAAAGUGAAUGGAGUAAGAGCAGAGUAUGUAAUCAAAGCAGUAUCAGAGAGGAUUGGAGGAGGGAAAAUUUUGGCGGUGAGACCGAGACAAGGAAAAGAAUAUGAAGUAACAUUGGAGAAGGAGGAAACGUGUGAGGAAUUGAUGGAUGGGCUGACAAUAAAAGGAACUAACUGCGAGAUAAAAAAAUUGUAAAACAGAGAAUUUGUUGUUUCUUUUAUGCAUUUGCCCGUCUACCUGGAAGAUGAACAAAUUUUGGAGAAAUUGGAGGGUUGGGGGGUUUUCCCCAUUUCAGAAAUUAAAAGGAGGCUUUACACGGGCACUGAUAUUGAAGAUGGCACAAGGUAUGUCAAAGUGAGGUUCCCUAGAGAGGUGGUGUCCCUCCCGUAUAGCACGAAGAUGGAGACAGCAGAAGGGCAGCAGUAUUGCAGGGUAAUGCACAGCUGCCAGGUGAAAACCUGUAGGUUGUGCAUGAGCCCCGAGCAUCUGCUGAAAGAUUGCCCAGAUUUUAAAUGCUAUAAGUGCGGGGAAAAGGGACACUUUGCACGGGACUGCAAUACUGUCAAGUGCCCGGACUGCCAUGAGUUUUUAAUUAGAUGUGAGUGUUGGAUGGAAGAGGGGGAAGGAGGUGGAGACGACCAGGUGGACGGGCAGAUGCAUGAAAGGAACAACAAGGAAAGAAACAACGAAGAGGAGCAGGAAGCAGAGAAACCUCAACAAAAAGAAACAGGAGAGGAAUCAGAGAACGGAGAGGAAGGAGAAGGAGAAAAAGAGAACGAUAAGGAUAAGGAACAGACAACAAAGCAGGACACACAAUUGACUGAAAUGGAGAUAUCGGACAGUUUUAAAAGUUUUCUGGAUGAUGUGGCGAGAGAUGGACAAGGAAUAGAAGAUCAAAACAAAGAAACGGACAAUGAAGAAGAAGCAAGGACGGACAACAUGGAAGAAGACAGAGGGGGGAGAGGGCAAAUAAGAAGAAGAUCAUUAAAGGUAAAACCAAAUGUGGAAAAAGCAAGGAAAAAAAUAAUGACAAACAGAUAUGAAGUGUUAAGAGGUUUGGAGGGAGAAGAUGGAGAAUAAUGGCUUGUAGGGAUUUAUUUUUUUUUCUUUUUAUGGUUUUAAGUUGUGUU
Messenger RNA from Sinocyclocheilus grahami, 1529 nucleotides. RefSeq lists its product as uncharacterized. Gene Ontology annotation, molecular function: zinc ion binding; nucleic acid binding. The transcript has 2 exons. The record is from RefSeq and is a predicted model, not a curated record. NCBI's taxonomy places the organism in Eukaryota, Metazoa, Chordata, Actinopteri, Cypriniformes, Cyprinidae. The coding region runs from base 619 to 1479 and encodes 286 amino acids.